Molecule: messenger RNA, 1252 nt
Organism: Sphaeroforma arctica JP610
Lineage: Eukaryota; Ichthyosporea; Ichthyophonida
Exons: 5
Coding region: 39-485 (148 amino acids)
Source: RefSeq, a predicted model, not a curated record
AGUCUGUGUUUGAUGACGAGGCCCUGACCUUCAAGACAAUGGGGUACAGUGAAAGCGUGAAGCUGAUGAAAAGCGCAAUGACAAUGGAACUGAAUGCCAAAUACGACGAAGUGCAAAAGCGAAACAUCAGAGCCUACAGUGAGAUUGUCGACGAGCCUCUGCAGCGUAUCCGGCCAGAGAUCCAACUGUACGCAGCCGAGUACACAUUGCGUGGCAUGUAUCCCGCGGUCUUCAAGCGAGCGGCUUCUGCGCGGGUGUACGCUGAGAUAGAACGGGCGCUGUCCCAAUUGACCGCAGAGGGUCUGCCCAUGGGCAAACGCAACUGGUCGCAUGAGCUCAAGAGGCGAGUGGCUGACAGAUAUGUCGACGAGAAAAUGUCGCGCGAAAUCAAACAAGUACAAUCGCGAUUCUAUUGGCUCAUGAUCACAACCAUCGUCACCGUUUUGUCAGGCGUCUUCGCCCAUUUUCAGCUUAAGAGCCGCUGAGAGAGUCGAAGCCAUCGUUGCCAACGCGUGGCAAUUCCGUAUUGCAGUUCGGUGUGGCGAGAGAUGAUCAUCCAGCCAUUAAUGCGAAACUAACCAAACCUCAGUCAAACAACACAGAGUUUGGAGCACCGCUUAUCAUGGCAAGCCGGGAAGAGACUCGAAAGGCCUUAGUGCCUACGUGAGAAGUCUUCUGUGUAUAUUCAUGGUGCAGAGAUGUAUCAUGUUUUUAACCCUCGUGGAUGUAUUGGUAUUGUGGGUACAGCGUGUGACCAUCCUACGGUGCUUGAAUAUCGCAGUCGAAUACAGACUUACGCAUAAUGUCGACCGGAUGUCGAACUGGGCAUAUGGUUAUUACCUUGGUUACCAACCGUGCCAAUCGCGUGCGCAGUGCAUAGUCCGACCACCUCUUCGGCAGGCGUGCUAACUCGAAUCAGUGCAGCACAUAUGCAUAUGGCAACGUAGAAUGUUUUAGGGUUCAGGGUUUAAUGGAUGUUCUGAGCGGUCCAAGCGGCUACACUUCAGUGGUUCGCUAGAUAUGUACAGCAGCACGGUCAGCGAACGCCUGUCGCGCACGUCGGUCUGUGAUUCAUCAAAAUUUCGGUCGGUAGUUCUUACAGCAAUAGCAAUCAAGGACUGCAGCGUCACCACCUGUGACAUCUGUGACAUGCAGAUUGUGGCAGCGACCUAACUUCACGGGCAAGCAAUGCGUGAUGGGCAUGUUUUCUAGGCACGAUGAAUAAAAUACAUUCAAGAUCAAGCGUAGUUUC